UUGACCUUUUGUUUCCCACUUUCCCACCAUUUACAUCCACUCUUUCUCCAUUAGCACUCCUAUUUCCAUUUUGAAAAGUGUUGGUGUGUAAAAACUCAACUACUUCUCUUCAUCCUGUUGCUGGUUUCUGUGCUUUUGAUUGAGGUUAAUACUUAGUUCUUCAUAUUUGGAUGCUAUUCUUAUAAUGCUUAGUUUCUAGUUGAAGGAAGAUUACUGUGAGAAAAAGUGUUGCUGUCAAUAAGGCACAUUAUUUUGUUUGAUAGAGGAAGAUGGAAAAUGCACUAUGUUGGGUUCAAAAAAGGGGCCAUGGUAAAAAGGAUUCAUUAUCUGAAGCAUCUCAGUUUAAAAAGUUGGCUAAAAGGGGAAUUUCUCACCAGGCCAUGGUCGUAAAAAUUAUCCAAUCACAAAAUAGUAAUGUUUUCCUAAAGCAUUUAUUCUUCCUACUUGUUCAUGGACAGUGCAAGAUUCCAAAGUUUAUGGCAAGUGCAGAUGAGAUGUAUCUUCGUCGCUGUAUGGACUUUGUACACAUUAGAGCAUUGAAAGCCUCUUAUCAUAACAAACCUGUGAGCUUAGAAACCAAAAACUUGUGGACUUCAGAAGAUAACUUGAACACAUUUGAAUCUUUUGGUGUUGGUGGAGCAGAAUGUGGUUCUGAUCAGUUAGUCUUGGCACAUCCUGUAGCUGAUAGGAUUGAGAGUGUAGUUGAAAGUACUGAUACUGCAGAUAAUUGGACUUUAGGAACAGUUAUGGGGACUAAGAGUAUGAUAAAUAUAAUGAAUAGUUCUCUUCUUCAGCAGUUUGGUGCUUCAGAAAGAAAUUACAAUUUGAACAGGUCUGAUGCUAAAAACAAGAAAUGCUAUUCCAAGACUAACUCUAUUUGUUUUGAUUGGUUGUCUUCUGCUGCUUCAACUGUAUCUCAAGGAAUGCUUCAGUGCACUUGGAAGCAAGGUGUGCCUCAUUUUGUUUUCUCUGCAGAUGAUCAGAAGGAGGUCUAUGUAGCCAAGUUGAGCAAGGUAGACACAACACAUAAUGAGGCUUUGGACUAUGUCUACCUGUUUCAAUUGAACAAGGGCUGCGAGAUUCAUGACCAUGAUUCGCAACUUGUUGGUAAGAUGAAUGUAUCAACAUGUUUCACCCUUUGCCCAGGCAAUUGUAGAGUAAUGGAAACACAUUUUAUAUUGUUUGGUGAUGGUAAACUUUAUGACAAAGAAAUGUUCACUUCAAGCCAUUCUAUGAAGGGCAUGGCCAAGAAAGCAUCACAAGUGUUGAGACGGAGUCCAUUGUCUAAACACAGAACACUCUCAAAGUUCAGUAGAUCAAAAUCCACGAGAGAAAGUUAUGCAUUGGGUCAACAAUCAUGUGGCCUAGGUGGGACAAAUUUAUUAGAAACUAAUGUUCCAUCAAAUUUUGAGUUGGCUGCCAUUGUUGUCAAAGACCAUAUUCCCUCUCGUAGCUUGGAUAAAGUAGGAGGAUGGGGCUUGAAAUUUCUCAACAAAUCUGGUGUAAAUCAAACUACAUUGCCUUCUGAAAGGCGUAAUCGAAAUACCGUGGAUUGCUCAACUAGUAUAAGCAUUCUCAUUCCAGCAGGCAUUCAUGGUGGACCUAGAACAAGACAUGGUGGUCCAUCUAGCCUCAUAGACAGAUGGAAAUCAGGAGGGUGCUGUGACUGUGGUGGUUGGGAUGAGGGGUGUCCCUUAACAGUGUUUCAGAGAAGAUCUAGCAAUGAGGAGGUUCUGUCUCAUGUAGAUAUGCAAGGAGAGUGUAAGUCAGUUGAUUUAGUUACUCAGGGUUCAAGCAAUUUCAGCCCCACCUUGAGGAUGGUGAAUAUUGAUGAUGGUUUAUAUUUUAUUCAUUUUCGACAACCCUUGUCUGCAUUGCAAUCUUUCUCCAUCGCUGUGGCGAUUAUUCACACACAGAGUCCUACCCUUCUGCCUAAACUAGCACAGGAUCUGUGAUAACAGGAGAAAAAAGUUGAAGUUAUUUAAUUAGCAGACAUGAUCCUCUAACUAGUUGUUUAUCAGCAGUUGAUGAGAAUAUUUAGGUGAUUACAUGAAUCAGAUUUCCCUUCCAUUGUUUAUGGUUGUCAUAUUUGUCACACUAUCUAAGGUAACCUUAUACCUUAUCUAGGAGAACUAGUUCUGUUUAUCCAUUUCUCUCAAUUCUUGUAACCAUCUUUUCUCCCCAUAUUCUUUUUUCCUCAAGGGGAUGGAAUGUAAAAGCUUUGGAGGAAGAAAAUUUGGUAAAUCCAAGCAUUGUGGUUGGAUUUCUUAUAUUUGUUAAUAAGAAGAUAUUAUGUAGUGAUUAGUCCCUAA
This is a messenger RNA of Cajanus cajan (pigeon pea), 2312 nucleotides long. RefSeq lists its product as uncharacterized. The record is from RefSeq and is a predicted model, not a curated record. Lineage: Eukaryota; Viridiplantae; Streptophyta; Magnoliopsida; Fabales; Fabaceae.